Molecule: messenger RNA, 855 nt
Organism: Corylus avellana
Lineage: Eukaryota; Viridiplantae; Streptophyta; Magnoliopsida; Fagales; Betulaceae
Source: RefSeq, a predicted model, not a curated record
ACCUCUCUCCUUCUCUCUCUCUCUCUCUCUGUCUCUCUCCCCCUCCCUCCCUCUCUCUUUCUUUCUCGCUGUGCUCGGUGCCUACCACAGAGAAUGCCUGAGAACAAGCCAGUGAUUGGCCUUUCAUGGGAACCGAAGGUGCCGAAUUUGUCAUCAGGAACCCAUAAUGGGUCUGAUAGCAAAUCUCAAGAUCAACCUGAAACUAGUGCACUUUGGAAACCCAAUUCCGAGCUUGUUGAUGGGCUUUUUGUCCCACCGAAUGACCCAAAAAAGUUAAACAAAUUGAUGAGAACGCAACUCAAAGAUACUACUGGGAAGAGUUGGUUUGACAUGCCUGCAAAAACCAUCACUCCAGAGGUCGAAAAAGAUCUGCGGUUACUGAAGUUGCGAAGUGCCAUGGAUCCUAAGAGGCACUACAAGAAGGGUGAUUCAAAAUCAAAAACGCUGCCCAAGUAUUUCCAGGUGGGCACAGUGGUAGAGCCAGCAUCAGAAUUCUUCACAGGUAGACUAACAAAGAAGGAGAGAAAGGCAACGCUUGCAGAUGAGUUGCUAUCUGAUCAUACCCUUGCUCAGUACAGGAAGCGCAAGGUUCGAGAGAUUGAAGAAAAAAAUCGACCAGCUGGGAAUGAUAAGUGGAAGAGAAAGGCUGGACAGUCACGGAAGCGUGGAAAGCAAAGAAGGCACUGAUAGACAUAUCUUCACUAUUUUUUUUAUCAGAUUUUUCUGCAUCAUAUUGGUAAGAUUAUUACUGCCAAUGCUAAGUUAACCAGAGAAAGAUGUAACAAAAAUGAGAUAUUUGUAUCAAAAGAUGCAUGAGAAACAGAAUUCGUUGAUCUGAUCAUGGCUAUAUUUUCA